AUGUCUGCUUCCCCAUCCAACCUUCCCUCGGCCAAGCGCCCUCUGGAGGACCCCUCCUCUCCUUCCGGUCCCAAUGACCAACCUGAGGCCAAGCGCCCGGCUUUGGACAAAGUAGUCAAGAGUGAUGAUGCCGAGGCCGAGGCCGAUGUCUCCAGCGACCAAGUUCCAACCACUGAUGGCGCCAAGGAUACCCAAGGAGAUACUGUGGUCCCCGAUGCUCCCAAUGGCAAGGGUGCCCCGACCGAAACUCAGCCCAUCCAAUCAACAGCUUCCCAGGCUGACCGAACGGCUUCUGACCAGCCUCCUGUCGACGAGUCCAGCUGGGUGCACAUCCGUGCGGUCAUUUCUAGCCAGGAGGCUGCUACCGUCAUUGGAAAGGGAGGUGAGAACGUGUCUCAGAUUCGUCAGUUGUCAGGUGCCAAGUGCACUGUCAGUGAUUAUUCUCGGGGUGCUAUUGAGCGUAUUCUGACCGUCAGCGGUCCCCAAGAUGCUGCUGCCAAGGCGUUUGGUUUGAUCAUCCGUACCCUUAACAAUGAGCCUCUUGAGGCCGCCUCCACUGCCCAGUCCAAGACUUACCCCCUUCGCUUGCUAAUUCCCCACAUUCUGAUCGGCUCCAUUAUUGGAAAGGGCGGCAGCCGCAUUCGCGAGAUUCAGGAAGCCUCUGGCGCUCGUCUGAAUGCUUCUGAUGCCUGCCUUCCUCUGUCCACCGAACGGUCACUCGUCAUUCUCGGUGUCGCGGAUGCCGUGCACAUUGCGACCUACUACGUGGCUUCCACCUUGGUCGAACAGUUGACUGAGCGUUUCGGCGGUCCCGCCGCCUCAGCUUAUGCCACUCGCAGUGGUGGUCCUGCCGGCGCUGUCCCCGGUGGCAUGCAAGUUGUCCCCUACGUUCCCCAGCCGGCUGGGGGCCAGUACGGCCACCCUGAAACCUUCAAGCGUCACCACCCUCACCCCAACCGGGCUGGCGGCGGUGCUUACGGUGUCCCUUACCUCCAUGGCCAGCCAGCUCCGGCCCCUGUUCCUCAGACCCCCAUGCACUUUGCACCGGCUCCCCAACCCCCCUAUGGUGGUGCUGGACCCCAUCAGCCUGCUCCCUUUGUGGGUGCUCCUCAGCAGCCUACCCCUGGCCGGGGUCCCCCAACUGCCCCUGCACCCGUGGCCGGCGCCAUCCCUGGCCAGCCACUGACCCAGCAGAUCUACAUCCCCAACGAUAUGGUCGGUGCCAUCAUCGGAAAGGGCGGUGCCAAGAUUAACGAAAUACGCCACCUGAGCGGCAGCGUCAUCAAGAUUAACGAGCCCCAAGAGAGCAGCAACGAGCGUCUUGUGACCAUCACCGGUACAGCCGAAUGUAACCAAAUGGCCCUCUACAUGCUGUACUCACGACUUGGUAUGUACCUCCCUGGAUCCUAUGGUCCCCCUUAUUAUGGAUGGAAGCCCUAA
Molecule: messenger RNA, 1440 nt
Organism: Penicillium salamii
Lineage: Eukaryota; Fungi; Ascomycota; Eurotiomycetes; Eurotiales; Aspergillaceae
Source: the annotation of a GenBank genome assembly